Ascochyta rabiei is the source of this 3150-nucleotide messenger RNA. RefSeq lists its product as uncharacterized. The record is from RefSeq and is a predicted model, not a curated record. The coding region runs from base 1 to 3150 and encodes 1049 amino acids. Gene Ontology annotation, molecular function: phosphatidylinositol-3,5-bisphosphate binding; phosphatidylinositol-3,4-bisphosphate binding; actin filament binding. Lineage: Eukaryota; Fungi; Ascomycota; Dothideomycetes; Pleosporales; Didymellaceae. The transcript is spliced from 7 exons. Gene Ontology annotation, cellular component: clathrin-coated vesicle; actin cortical patch. Gene Ontology annotation, biological process: clathrin coat assembly; endocytosis; actin filament organization.
AUGGCGCUCUACGGAUCCAGCAGGAAUGUCGACAUGGGGAAACAAGAAUCUGAACUCGCCAUCAACAUUCGCAAAGCAACAAGCAUCGAAGAGGUCUCACCGAAACGCAAGCAUGUUCGAGCAUGUAUCGUCUACACAUGGGACCAUAAGAGCUCCGCCUCGUUCUGGCAGGGCAUGAAAGUACAGCCAAUCCUUGCCGACGAGAUCCAGACAUUCAAGGCGCUCAUCACGGUACACAAAGUCCUUCAAGAAGGGCACCCCAUUGUUUUGAAGGAGGCGCAAUCCAACGUCAACUGGCUUGAGAGCCUGUCUCGCGGCUCCACAGACGGCGCGGGUGCACGAGGCUACCAGCCGCUCAUAUCAGAGUACAUCUACUACUUGAUGGCCAAGCUCGCGUUUCACCGCCAACACCCGGAGUUCAACGGAACCUUCGAGUAUGAGGAAUACAUCAGUCUCAAGUCCAUCAACGACCCCAAUGAGGGCUAUGAGACCAUCUCCGACCUCAUGACAUUGCAGGAUCAGAUCGACGCCUUCCAAAAGCUCAUCUUUUCACACUUCCGAAGCGGCGCCAACAACGAGUGCAGGAUCGCCGCGUUGGUCCCGUUGGUGCAGGAGAGCUACGGUAUCUACAAAUUCAUCACCAGCAUGCUGCGUGCUAUGCAUACCACACUGGGGGACGAUGAGGCGCUCUCGCCUCUCCGUGGCAGGUACGAUGCCCAGCACUACCGCCUCGUCAAGUUCUACUACGAAUGCUCGAACCUUCGAUACCUGACCAGCUUAAUCACGGUACCCAAGCUUCCUCAAGACCCACCAAACCUCCUUUCCGAGGACGAGUCAGCGCCAGCUCUGCCCGCGAGACCGAAAGAGCCUGCGCCCGCUCCACGCGCACCGUCGGUUGAUCCUGAGCCAAUCAAUGAGUUCUGGAAGAACGACCAGAAGCGACAGCAAGAGCAAUACGAGCAGGAGCAGCUGAGGCUACAGCAGCAAUGGGAGGACGCACAGCGCCAACAGCAACAACAGCAAAUGCAAGCGCAGAGAGAUUUCGAGGAGCAACAGCGGUUGCAAGCUGAGCAAGCACGUCUGGCGCAAGAGCAGCUGAUGCGCGACCAGUACCAGCAGCAGACACAGGGACGCCUUGCGGAGCUCGAGCGGGAAAACCUCAACGCGCGCGCGCAAUAUGAGCGCGACCAGCUAAUGCUGCAGCAGUACGACCAGAGGAUGAAGGCGCUUGAGGGAGAAAUUGCACAGAUGAAUCAGAACUUUUCUUCGCAGAUGGGCUCCCGGGACGAGCAGCUUCGGGCACUUCAAGAGCAGCUCAACACAUGGCGAUCGAAGUACGAGUCGUUGGCUAAGCUCUAUUCCCAAUUGCGACAUGAGCACUUGCAACUCCUGCAGAAGUUCAAGGCGGUCCAGCUCAAGGCGAACUCUGCGCAAGAAGCCAUUGAUACCCGCGACAAGCUGCAGCGGGAGCUCAAGACCAAGAACCUGGAGUUGGCCGACAUGAUUCGCGAGCGUGACCGCGCGAUGAUGGAAAAGGACCGCAGUUCUGGUGGGCACCGCGACGAGCUGGAGAAGCUCAAGCGUGAGCUCCGCACAGCUCUGGAUCGAGUCGACAACGCAGAGCGCGGCAAAGGAUCGGAGUUGUCAGCCAUGCUGUCAAGACACAACCGAGAGAUCGCUGAUCUGGAAGAGGCUCUCCGCAAUAAGACACGCCAGCUCGACGACCUGCAGAUGAAGCAUCGUGACGGAGAUUCGGAUCUGGAGCGCUUGCUACGCGAGAAGGAAGAGGAGCUGGAGAUCUUCCGCGCUGGUAUGGACCAAACAUUGCUCGAGCUAAACGAGCUCAAGCUGAAUGGCAACGUCAACGACGACGUCCUCGACGGACACCUAGACACUAUCAUGCAAGACAGUCUCCAGAAGAUCAACGAUAUCAUCGAUUCAGUCCUGCAAAGUGGAGUACAGCGUGUGGAUGAUGCCCUGUACGAACUCGACUCCUCUAUGCAGGCUGGUAACCAGAACGCCACCGGUCCCUACGUGCUCUCGCAGAUCGAGAAUGCGUCGACAAGUGCCAUGGAGUUCUCCACAGCCUUGAACAACUUCAUCGCAGAUGGGCAUAAUGCAAAGCACGCCGAGGUCAUCAAUGCAGUGAACACUUUUGCCGGCUCCAUCGUGGAUGUUCUUAUCAACACCAAGGGUCUCACUAGGUUCGCAUCAGACGAGAACAAAGCUGAUCAGCUGAUCAAUGGAGCGCGAGCUUCCGCGACUUCAACCAUCAGGUUCUUCCGCAACGUCCAGUCAGUACGGAUGUACGACCUCGACGAGGAGCAAAAGAUUGACGUCGUCAUCAACAACAGCUCCGACGUCGUUCGUAACUUGCAGAGUUUAUCUAAACUUGCGGACGCGUUUGCACCUAAGAGCAAAAUUAACACCAACGGAGAUCUUGGCGAGGUGGUUGACGAUGAGCUGACCAAAGCCGCCAAUGCUAUCCAAGCUGCUACUGAUCGUCUAGCGAAGCUGAAGAACAAGCCUCGGGACCAGUUCUCUACGUACGAGUUGAAAAUUCACGACUCCAUCCUCGAUGCAGCUAUUGCGGUUACGAACGCCAUCGCACAGCUCAUCAAGGCCGCGACAGCCUCGCAACAAGAGAUUGUCCGCGAAGGUCGGGGUAGCAUGUCCAAGACACAAUUCUACAAGAAACACAACCGCUGGACUGAGGGUCUCAUCAGCGCAGCCAAGGCUGUUGCGACAUCCACAAACAUGCUCAUCGAGACCGCCGAUGGUGUCAUCUCUGGCCGCAACUCCCCUGAGCAGCUUAUUGUUGCAUCCAACGACGUCGCUGCCUCGACUGCACAGCUUGUCGCUGCUAGCCGUGUCAAGGCCAGCUUCAUGAGCAAGACUCAAGAUAGGCUGGAGACGGCGUCUAAAGCUGUCACUGCUGCUUGCCGUGGCCUUGUUCGACAGGUACAGGAAAUCAUUGCACAGAAGAACAGGGACGAAGGUGAAGUUGUGGAUUACACCAAGUUGAGUGAUCAUGAGUUCAAGGUCAGGCAGAUGGAGCAGCAGGUCGAGAUCUUGCAGCUUGAGAACUCGCUCUCGCAAGCGCGAAUCAAACUUGGCGAAAUGCGCAAGCUGUCCUACCUCGAGGAAUAG